Messenger RNA from Nicrophorus vespilloides, 969 nucleotides. RefSeq lists its product as uncharacterized. Gene Ontology annotation, biological process: sensory perception of smell; detection of chemical stimulus involved in sensory perception of smell. The transcript is spliced from 5 exons. Gene Ontology annotation, cellular component: plasma membrane. The record is from RefSeq and is a predicted model, not a curated record. Gene Ontology annotation, molecular function: olfactory receptor activity; odorant binding. Bases 1 to 969 code for a protein of 322 amino acids. Lineage: Eukaryota; Metazoa; Arthropoda; Insecta; Coleoptera; Silphidae.
AUGGAGUCGCAGCAGAAAAUAAUCGUCUGCAGAGAUUUGAUAAAGGGAAUGAAGAUUGUCGACAUUUGGCCAACAACCAAUCAGAAUUUUCUUUUCUACUGUCGAUGCGUUUUCCGUUUAACAAGCAUCGCUAUAGUGAUGAUGGGUAUGAUGGGUCACAUCUAUUACUCAUACAACAAUGAUAUGUUUAAGUACGUGAAUAUAAGCGAUGACUUCUCUGGGAUAUCUUCGAUUUUUGGCGUUUACAACGUCGUUUUCAACUUCGUCAGACACUACAACGUGUACAAUGUUUUGUUCAAGGAAUUGGGUGAUUUUUCGGUUUACGAAAAACCGCGCGGCGUUGAUGAGCUUAACAAGAAACUAGAUAUGGUGAUUAGAAUCUUCUCCGUUUGGGUCAUAAUUUCGUUCUUCUGCGUAACCUCAGUCUUAUAUAUGAUGAAAUGCGAAGAGGGUAUUGUUGAUGAUUGCGGUUUGAUGGUCAACUUUUGGUUACCAUUCUUCGAUUUACGUAGUAGAUCAAAGAAAACUAUGGUCAUGGUCUACCAAGUCUACGGAGGAUGCGUCGGGAUAUACCUUGUCACCUUCAGUUUUCUUACCAUCAUCUUCAUAUCGGAACUUACCAUCAAUCGCAUUCACCAUUUGCUUUCCAUGAUUAAGCAAGUGCCUGGAAUGAAAUUUAACUACACUCAUUUCGCUCACGCCCUUUCAUGGGCAAACAACCUUUGUCUGAUUUGCUUCAUCGGGCAACGGCUGAUCAAUGCGAGCUCCGAUUUACACGACGGCAUUUUCCCAAAUAUCCCAUGGGACGGAGACGUGAGAACUCAGAAGUCCAUGCAUAUGCUGAUGAUCCGUUCGUCCAGACCGCACGCGAUCUCCGCCGGUUUAAUGGGUUGCUGUGGCCAUUUGCUUCUAAUGAGCCUCAUCAAAAGCAUGUACACUUUCAUGAUGUUGAUUUAUGAUAGAAUAUAA